AUGGGUGCCUCAUUCGUUCCCAUCACAAUUUUCACCGUUUUCUGGGGUGUCAUUGGUAUAGUAUGCCCCUUCUUCGCACCUAAAGGACCAAACAGAGGGAUUAUCCAAGUUGUUUUGAUGCUAACUGCUGCGACAUGUUGGUUAUUCUGGCUGUGUGCGUACAUGGCACAGAUGAACCCCCUCAUUGGCCCCAGACUUGACAACGAGACUCUCAUCUGGAUUUCUGUUGCUUGGGGAAACCACACUAAG
Molecule: messenger RNA, 249 nt
Organism: Brenthis ino (lesser marbled fritillary)
Lineage: Eukaryota; Metazoa; Arthropoda; Insecta; Lepidoptera; Nymphalidae
Source: the annotation of a GenBank genome assembly